Messenger RNA from Colletotrichum higginsianum IMI 349063, 984 nucleotides. RefSeq lists its product as uncharacterized. NCBI's taxonomy places the organism in Eukaryota, Fungi, Ascomycota, Sordariomycetes, Glomerellales, Glomerellaceae. The record is from RefSeq and is a predicted model, not a curated record. Bases 1 to 984 code for a protein of 327 amino acids. The transcript has 3 exons.
AUGCGAGAUGAACGCAAGCAUGAAACCCAGAAAGUAGGAAAACAAGAAUACCGCGACGAUGUGGCCAUUGCCUUUUUGAGCUUCAACAUGGCGACAAGAUUGUUGCGGGUAAACUUCUGCGACUACCCUCUGAUGUCCCUAGUGCGUCGGUCUGACGCCGAACUGUCUCGGCCUUACGAGCACAGCAUUGCAGGCUUCAUUGACGAUGCUCUGGACAUAGAGUAUGUCCAGUGUUUUACUUGGUGCCUUCACGAUGAGCAGAGAGUUGGGUGUCAUGAUGACUGCAUUGGGAUUGCAUCUGAUGCGACACUAUCCAAGAUUCUGAAGGUGACCGCACUUGCAUUCGAGUCACCUCUGAUUGUCGAUAAACGACGGAUUCGUUGGUUCAAGGAACGCUUGGCCGGAGUUCUUGAAACAGCGACCCGCCAUGUUCUCCAUUUACCGGAGGGAGUCCGUCACAAUAUUGCAAGCUGGGCCUUGGACUCUUACACCACCCGUCGUCGCUUGGCCACUGAUUGCGCCAACAAGAGAUGUGCGGAGGUAACCAACGUUGUAUCGUCGUCCAUCGACACUUCGAAAAUGAUCUAUGCGAAAUACGUCGAAUUUGAGGGCGUCCAUUGCAUUGCCUGCUUGGCGAGCGCAGCCAGCGACGAGAAGGACGUCCUACUGUUUGAUCCGACCUUGCCGUCGUCCGCCAACAGCCUGUACGUCGCGAGCGAUCAUCUAGGCGUUCGACAAAUUUUGUUUGCCGAUUCCUCGGAACGGGGCACCAUCCAACAAGCAGCAGACGUUUGGCGGAAAGCAGGAUUUCCACAGAUUCCACUGGGGUGUGUUUGGGUUAAAAGCAUAUGCAAUGCAGAACCAAGCUACUGCAUGUCGGCGGUCUCUUGUAACAACCCCCAGACCACAGCCUACUCACUGUGCUGGAAUCGCGAGAUCGUAAUGCUACAUGCACACCAAGCCCAGGAGGACCUUAACUUUUAG